AUGUGGUUCGGUCGACGCAAAUCAAGCAUUCCCGUCGAGCCUCAGACUCAGCACCAAGCCCGGGCUGUUCAGGAUGAGCGGGAAACUCGUCGAAGAAACCGACUGUCCAAACCACUUACCAGCAAGAUAUCCACAAGUAUAUCCACAACCAGUCUUCAAGAGCCCGUAUCUCGAAGCAAGAAUACCAGCACGGCCGAGUUGGUGACGACAGGUCCCUUGUCCUCUCACCCUGACAAUCCCGCCCUUCGACGCCAGAUUCGAAAUCAGGUGUUCGACUCGGAUAGGCUCCAAUCCAUGAAGAACGACUCGACAUGGAGCGUCGCCUAUAUGGUCAACCAGAUUGAUAAGAAAAGUACAUCGGACGAAGCCUCUCAGCCACAAGAGCCUCCUCCCUCACCUCCCAAACCGAAAAAGCGAGCAUCUCUUUUGUUGCGGCGGUUGUCUGCGCAGGGAUCGUCAGGUCUGGCUCGCUCGGGAAGUAAGGAAAGAGCUGGCCCAUUGAAAGGUGAUGCAGCGGCCUCGUCGACUCCGGAUUCGUCUCUAGAUCAAAUUGUCGAUUCACCCUCCAUUCCUCCUACUCGUCGAGCUUCUUUCACGCCUGGCACUGCCACAAGAAAGCCAUCUGCAACCCCGCCGAAAGAAGACAUCAAAGAGGAAGAGAGUGUGAUUGAGGAUAAAAAAGACAGGAAUAUUGUUCCCUCAGACGACUAUGACUGGCAGCCUCCGCCUCCCAUGAUAGCUGGUCGUGUCGGUACACCGGCGUCCUUGAAUUAUUCGCAUUUGGCGGGUCUAAGGCAUGGCUCUCUACAAAUCGUCAAUGGACGAGCUUCACCGACCUUCAGUGAGAUCUCCAAGGUUUCGAGACCCCUUUUGCCCGUGCCAAAACAACUCCGAGACGUCUCGAGCGAUUAUGGUGACGCCGAUGAGGAGUCUGCAGAACAGAUCACGACCAUAAGGGGUUCGUCCAGGGGAAAUACUCCUGAUGAGAAGAGUAACCGCCGGAACUUCAGUUGGGAAAGCAACGAUGACGGAGCUUCCAGAGUGCACCCUCUUCAGAGUGUCGUGUCCGUAACGGUAGAGACAGUGCCCGAUCAAGACGAAGACCAGACAUCUUUGAUGGCCAAGGCAUAUAUGGCUGAGCUUCCUACGAGUCCAUUCUCAUCCGGAUCUCUACGAAGGAGUAAGUCUGAGGGGUCGCUGCAGAAUUUGCCGUUGCCCGUGGAGGCCAGGAGUUAUUCUCCAAUGAGUCCGCUCGAAGGAUCGCUUUCUCCUAGUGGUUCGGUCAUCCACAGGCAGAGAGUGCGGACGGAUGAUGACGCGUCUCGUGAAAGCGUGAUGAGUUGGUACUCGCCGGUCGAGCCACGCGUACCGGCCGACGAAGCGUUCAAAUCAGCGCUCGAGUUCCAAGCUCAACCGUCGCCAACCCGGCUCCAACUUCCUCGCGCACUGGAGAAGUCAGACAGUGGUUAUAGCUCAAUCAACUCACUCCGGUCGCUUCAAAUGUCGAAAGCAGUGUAUCCUAUUGAGACGGAGUCUUUGCCAAACAUACCUGCUCCAGCAUCGAAUGUCCGACCUGCACAGCUGGAGCGGAGGGCGUCUCUCCUAGACCGUGGACCGUCCAUUCUGAAGCCGCGUAAGAUGGAGCCUCAUCUACCAACAUUUGCCAAUUCACGACCUGCCGCCAUCUCAUUGAACUCUGCCCCGGCUGUGACUACAUCGGAAGUUGCUCCCGUCAAGCCCGCAAAGAUUCGAAAGAAGCUGCAGAAAAAGCGUCCAUUAAGUCAGCCCCCAGGGAAGAUUGCCGUAACCCGAGUACAAUCAUUUGAUGGCGAUUCUGUUCCCCAAAUCCCUGCCGAAGCACGAGAGAACCUUCAAAUUCGUACCCAGGAAGUUCCCGAGCUUGAACAAACAUAUGUUCCACUCAAUCACAUGAGGAAUCAAGCCAGCAUAUCGAACAUGAAUCUGCCUUCGACUGAGAUCCGAUUUCCUUCACCUAACCCCGAGCAAGAAAUGCACGGAAGGAGAUCUCGUUCUUGCGGUCGACCCAGGUCAUGGAUUGGUCGCUCCAAGGAAGACAAUAUAAGCUCGCGGCGCAAUUCCGGUAUCAGUCAGGCUGAGGCAAGAGCCAUCAUCAAUGAUUUUGGCACUGUGGCCUCAACGCUAGGCGGUAGCCCUUACGAUUUGGUGCAUGGGAACAUUGUCUCUGAACGGUUGACAAGUCCAUAUCCCUACAAUAUUUCUACUGUCGCACCUCGGCGACGAUCCAUGAUGGAUGACAAAGCUGCAGCCGAGCUUGCCCGAUUACGGAGUCGAUCUAUCCAAGAACGUGAUCGUAUGUUGGCCGAGAGAAGACCAUCAUUCAACGAUAGGGGGGGUAUUCCUGGCAAAUACCUGAGUCCAGCAAGUUUGGCCAGUGAUGCUCCUCCAAUCACCCCUGAGAUGUUACAGAAGGCGUGGCGAACAUCGUCGCAGCAGCAGAGACAGUUCUCGAUGGGCAGUGGACCAGCUCCUCCUCCCCCGCCACAUUCUCCACGGCCUUCCUAUGUCGACUAUGAAGAAGAUUAUUCGGAUAUGGCAAUUGCUCCUCCACCGCCAUCUCAUUCUCCUCGACCUAUGGAUAUAACCCCAGAUUCGUGGGCUGCACAGGCUGCAGCGUGGAAAGCUCGAAAGCAGCCUGCCGGUGAAGCACUGAAAACCCAGUCUUGGGAUUCUCAAAACUAUGAAAAACAUCAUAAAGUUGAAGAUGAGCCGCUCUACCCCGUCAUUCCUCCACGGAACCCGUCACAACAAGGAUGGACACAACGUCUCUCACCUGAAGAGUAUUCCUCUCCGCAUGAAGAGCAUUAUUGUGGAUAUACCGGUAACACGCGGCCUCAACGACAGCCCUACUCAUCCUAUGUAGAUUCGUAUCAUCAUUCGAACGAACAGACAUCUGCCUACAUGCGACAGUCCCGACGACGCUCCGCUAUUCAGGACUAUCAGCCAUCACGCGGCCGGAGCAGUCGGUCACGUGAGCCAAUUCAACGUCGACCUCUACCAUCCCCGAGACUGUCCGGAUCCGCCUCACGCGAUUAUGGCCCUAGUUCACAGUCGAAAGCACCUAGUGUUUGCAGCUUGGCAUCCUCACUUGCCGAGGAGUUACAUCCACCUGAUCUAGAGGGAUCUCAGCCACCCCCUGAAUUCGGACGAUAUUCGAGUGGUAUGGGCUUCGGAUAUGAACGAGAUAACGGGUUCAGAGGAUCGGCAAGAACGAGGUCUGUGAGUGGAAAAGUGGAUGGAUCAAGGAAGCGUGUUUUCUUGAGAGCCAGUUUUGGAGUCGAUUUAGGCGAUGUUCCUGCCAUGGCAAUGGCUAGAGGUUAG
Rhinocladiella mackenziei CBS 650.93 is the source of this 3360-nucleotide messenger RNA. RefSeq lists its product as uncharacterized. The transcript has a single exon. The record is from RefSeq and is a predicted model, not a curated record. Lineage: Eukaryota; Fungi; Ascomycota; Eurotiomycetes; Chaetothyriales; Herpotrichiellaceae. The coding region runs from base 1 to 3360 and encodes 1119 amino acids.